UUGUCCUUUGCAAUAAAUAAUAAAGCUCAGAUGUUCUUCAUAGUGACUCCUAUGCAACUGAAAUCCCCAACACCCAUGUUGGGGUUUAAAUAUAGAGUUUGGAUAAUAGGCAAUGGACUUAUAUUACAGCAAGGGAGGUUUAGGUUGGACAGUAGGGAAAACUUCCUAACUGUCCGGGUAGUUAAGCACUGAAAUAUAUUGCCUAGGGAGGUAGUGAAAUUGCUGUCAUUGGCAAUUUUUAAAAGCAGGUUAGACAAGCACGUGUCAUGGAUGGUCUUGAUAAUACUUAGUCCUACCUCAGUGCAGGUAACUGGACAAGACGACUGCUUGUGGUCCCUUCCAGUCCUACGAUUCUAUGCAUUAGUCUUCUGAAUCCUGCAUGUCUCUCUUUGUGUACUGUGGAUCCGCAAGCCUGACAAUCAUGUAAAUUGUAUAGUGUUCUGUGCCAAGGCAUUCAGCCUUGUGUGGCCAUUGGGUAGAGUGGUUCAUCACUCCCUUUUAGGAAACGGUUUAUUUUUCCAAGCCAUGAAUGACUAUGGAAUAUUCCAGACAGACAUAACAACAUACAGCAUUGAGGAACCGGUAGCAGUUACAUCUGAACGCACCCCAAAAAACACAGACACAUUUGUGACUAUAUUUUCCUUGCUUUCUGGGCAGAUGGUGCAUCUCUCUGAGCAGGCAGCCUCCAUUCUGAAUUGUAAGAAGAAAUUUUUGGACUCCUCCCAGUUUGUGGUGCUGCUGGCCUCUCAAGAUGUCAGUGUGUUCUAAACACACACUAUCCAGUCCCACCUCCCACUCUGGAGCAUGGAAACUCAAGCAGUGGCAUUAUGUCUGGAUUUCAGAGCAGUCCCUUUGUUGGGUUACCUUCCUCAGGAUUUGAUUGGAACAUCCAUCUUGAUAUAUUUGCACCCAGAAGAUCACCCCUUUAUGGUUGCCAUUCAUCAGAAGAUCCUGAAGUUUGCAGGCCAGCCUCCAUUUGAGCAUUUGCCCAUAAGAUUUUGUACUCAGAAUGGAGAUGUUAUGUUGGAUACCAGAUGGUGCAGUUUUGUGAACUGGAGCAGGAAAGUCGUGUUCAUCAUUGGCCGGCACAAAGUCCAGACGAGCCCUCUGAAUGAAGAUGUUUUUGCUGCAAGAAGCAAAGAGGUGAGCAGUGUCAAUAAAGAGAUAAGAGAAUUGCAGGGACAAAUGUACAAGCUUCUCUUGCAGCCAGUUCAUAGCAAUGAUUCUAAUGGUUGUGGAAGUCUUGGUGGCAAUGGGUCUUAGGAACGUUACAUCAGCAUAGCGUCCUCUAGUGACUCCAGUGGGAAUUGUGCUGAGGAAAUACAGCAGAACUAUCUGACUCUUUCAUUCAUUGAAAGGGGGAGCAAACCCCAGGAUGUCAGGCUAAAGAGUUACUUGUUUUCCUUCUCUUUUGUAGAAGUGACUGCAAUAGAAGAUGCCACUGUGGGGUGUGAACAAAUUGAGCUGCCUCCUCUGAAUGCUCAGAGUCCCACUGUGGUUCUUGAGGAAUUUAAGCAAGUUGGACUAACAAAGGAGGUUUUGUCAGCCUACACUCUGAAAGAGGAGCAGAACUACAUUGACGGGCUCCACCAGAGGAUAUUGUCAUCUCUGUAUAAGUCCUGUCUCUAGCAAGGGAGCAGAAGCAACAGUGGAUUUUCCGAUGGUCAAAGUAGGCACCAGUUGUUCUGUGUGGUAAAUGAAUUAGUAAUUGAGUCUAAUUCUGCAUCUUGUGACCUAAUCAAUAUCUUACUAGUACUGCAAAUUCAAGCAGGAUGUUUUCUUCUAACUGCUGGGGCUUAAUAGUAGUCACAGCACAGAAGUCUCUACCCAGUCCUAGAUACUGCUAUCCUGGACUUGUAUCAGGACAUGUAACUCUUACAAUAAAUGCUGCAAAAGGCCACACAGCAGUGUAAUGCCUCCUAUUACUAGAACUCCAAUACGCUGAAAAAAUAGGUCGGGGUAAGCCUAGGAGAGCAGUCAGAGGGGCUGAUGGGAUAUAGAAGAGGACUGUCUGGGCCUGCUAGCAAAAAUUUUCCUACCUUGACUGGAGAAACUGUCCAGGGCGCAUAUUCUGCUAAAUUAACUCUCUGAAUGUGUUGCAUAUUCUGCAUUGUUUCUCCGAAGGCCUGUCUGUCUCUCCAGACCUGCUGCUUCAGUGAGUGACUAUUUUUCUCUCUUUUAGGAGACUCCCCUUCAAAGCAGACCAGCCCAGUUAGCUGUAGAAGAGGCAAAUGUAGGAAACUCAAGUGCCAGAACCCACUAGAGCCCUCAUACAG
Molecule: messenger RNA, 2276 nt
Organism: Gopherus flavomarginatus (Mexican gopher tortoise)
Lineage: Eukaryota; Metazoa; Chordata; Testudines; Testudinidae
Gene: PER3
Product: period circadian regulator 3
Biological process (GO): negative regulation of transcription by RNA polymerase II; circadian regulation of gene expression; entrainment of circadian clock by photoperiod
Cellular component (GO): nucleus; cytoplasm
Molecular function (GO): transcription cis-regulatory region binding; transcription corepressor binding
Source: RefSeq, a predicted model, not a curated record